This is a messenger RNA of Arachis ipaensis, 1209 nucleotides long. Its product is annotated as protein EMSY-LIKE 1-like. NCBI's taxonomy places the organism in Eukaryota, Viridiplantae, Streptophyta, Magnoliopsida, Fabales, Fabaceae. The record is from RefSeq and is a predicted model, not a curated record. Gene Ontology annotation, cellular component: nucleus. Gene Ontology annotation, biological process: defense response to fungus.
GAAGAAACGCAGGUCCUACUUGCUAGAAAGAAAUGACGUAAAAGAGAGUUUGUUGUUUCUUGUUCCACUCUGAAAACUCACUCACUCCGCAUUUCUCUUGUGCAUGCAUUGUACGGAAACAAGUUCUUUCCUUCAUCAUGUAUCAUCAUCAACAUUCACACACUGAUGAGAAUGUCCCUCCCUUGAAUCAAAAUAGCACCAUAGCCAGCAACGGAAGAUCUGCUCCAGUUGCCCCCCUUCCCCACCAGAAGUUGCAGGGAAACAUGGACACUCUAAUUCAUCAAAUUGAGAAGGAAGCAUACUCUCAUGUCUUGUUAGCCUUCAAAUGUCAAUCUGAUGUUCUAACUUGGGAGAAAGCUGAUUUGAUGGUUGAGCUUCGGAAGGAGUUAAGGGUUUCGGAUGAUGAACACAUACAACUUCUCACACAGGUGAAUACCAAUUCAACUAUCCACCAAAUAAGAGAGUGGAGAAAAACUAGCUGUUACAAACCAGCUCAGCAUGUUCAUGAUGAUUCACUCCAUUCAACAAUUUCAUCUUCUCCAAAGAAACACAACUCAUCAUCCCAACCGUUUCAGUACCCGAAUCAAUUGUUACAGGGUUCAUAUUCACUAAAGAAUGUGCAGCAUCGUCCUGCUGCUCCCUCUUCAGGACGAAGGCUCAUCAUAAAUGGCAGCUCUUAUAGUGUUGUUCCCCCGAAAAAACCUAUUCAAGAAGAAGCGAUAGCAGGAAAAGCUAGGAAUGAAAUCCAUGAGGCUGGGAUUGGAAUUAACAAAGCUCCCAUGGGAAAGAAUGGUUUGUAUUAUGAUUCUGGAGAAGCUAAUGAGAUGGAGGAAUGGGUUAAUCUCAACAAGAUGCGAGCUGAGGACACAGAAUGGGAAAAUGAAGAAGGACGGCCAAUUCUUCGCAUUCUCAGAAGAUAACAAUGAAGAUACUCUUAUCUCAUCACCACCACAAAUGGUGGUGCAGAUUUGAGGAAUACGCAGAAUACAUACAUACAUACCUACCCUGAUAUGCAUUACAGAGAUCAACAUAAUUCUCAUUAGGUGCUGUUUUCUUAAAAUUAGGCACAAUAUGCAAUGAACAUGUAAAUGCAAAUGAAUGGUUCUUCCAUGACAACAAGUUUUCUCUGCAAUUCCUUGGCAUGGUAUGUACUAUGUAGACAAUGUAGUGGUUGUAUUCAAUAGUGGAUUCAUGCGCAAACGUAAAUCA